CUCCAACCGAACACUCUCACUCAAAACUCUCAAAAACCCAUUCUCACCUAUUUUUAUUUUCUCGAUUUUCCGUCACUUUCCGGGAAAAGGAAAAAAAAUGGCGUCGGGAAGAUGCAAUAAGAUUCGGAACAUUGUGAGAAUCCGCCAAAUGCUACAGAGGUGGCGCAGGAAGGCUCGAAUAGCGGCGGCUAGACCAGCGCCGUCCGAUGUACCGGCAGGACACGUGGCUGUCUGCGUCGGCAGCAGUUGCAGGAGGUUUAUCGUGCGGGCGACGUACCUGAAUCACCCGAUGUUUAAGAAGCUUCUGUUGCAAGCCGAGGAAGAGUACGGCUUCACCAACCACGGUCCCCUUGCGAUCCCCUGCGACGAGUCGUUCUUCGAGGAGGUAUUACGCGUCGUUUCCCGAUCCGAACCGGGUUCUAGCUCGGGUCGGUUCCUCAGCCUCGAGGACUUCCAGAGACGUUGCCACGUGGACAGCCGAAGUAAGCUCGAACUCUUGGGCGAAUCUCGACCGUUGCUACAUGGGCUGGCUGAUGAAUCCGUUUUUUAAAAAAGUUCAAAAAGCAACUUUCUUCCGCUCCGACUCGGAUUGAGUCGAGUUACGAUGGAUGACUCAGCUGAGUUUCCAACAACGAGGACUAACUAUUUUUUUUUUUUUUGAAUUUAUUUCUGUAUUAAUUAACUAAUUUAAAUAUUUCGGAGCAACCUUUUAGGUUUUUCAUUUUUUUUUUUAAUUUUAUUAUUAUUAUUAUUAUUUUUGUUCUCUGGGGUUGGGUUAAAAUAUAGGCUUUACUUUUUGACCGAGUCAUGCCGAGUUAAAUCGGUGAGUCGAGGAGGUUAGUUUGAGUACUUGUAAAUUCGAAGAGCGUACUGACUAAAUCCAAGGACAUGAGAAAAUAUUUAAAUUGAAUUUUAUGGAUAAACAUAAUAUCCAAAGUCUAUUCUUCUCUGUAA
Molecule: messenger RNA, 954 nt
Organism: Ziziphus jujuba (common jujube)
Lineage: Eukaryota; Viridiplantae; Streptophyta; Magnoliopsida; Rosales; Rhamnaceae
Product: protein SMALL AUXIN UP-REGULATED RNA 12
Exons: 1
Coding region: 98-550 (150 amino acids)
Biological process (GO): response to auxin
Source: RefSeq, a predicted model, not a curated record